Orycteropus afer afer is the source of this 2094-nucleotide messenger RNA. RefSeq names its product mitochondrial intermediate peptidase (gene MIPEP). Gene Ontology annotation, molecular function: metalloendopeptidase activity. NCBI's taxonomy places the organism in Eukaryota, Metazoa, Chordata, Mammalia, Tubulidentata, Orycteropodidae. Gene Ontology annotation, biological process: peptide metabolic process. Bases 1 to 2094 code for a protein of 697 amino acids. The transcript is spliced from 19 exons. Gene Ontology annotation, cellular component: mitochondrion. The record is from RefSeq and is a predicted model, not a curated record.
AUGCUGUGCGCUGGGCGGCUGUGCGGCUUCCGAGCUCCGGCAGCAGCUUUGCAGCUGCUGCACGCUGGGCGCUGCUGCCUCGUAGCCGGGAGCCGGGCCCGAGGGGUCAGCACCAGCUGGUCCCCGGUGGGCGCCGCCUUCAAUGUCAAACCCCAGGGCCGCGGUCUGGACCUGUUCGGCGAGCGCCGGGGCCUUUUUGGAGUUCCUGAGCUUAGUGCCCCAGAAGGAUUUCGUGUUGCACAAGAAAACGCCUUGAAAAAAACGAAAGUGCUCAUGGACCUGGCGUGCAAGACCCUGCCGGGGCCGCUGACCGUGUCCAUUUUUGAUGAGCUGUCCGAUUCCUUGUGCAGAGUGGCCGACCUGGCCGAUUUUGUGAAAAUUGCCCACCCGGACCCAGCAUUCCGAGAGGCUGCGGAAGAAGCCUGCAGGAGUAUCGGCACUGUGGUGGAAAAGUUGAACACAAACGUGGAGUUAUAUCAGAGUUUGCAGAGAUUGCUGGCUGAUGAGAAACUUGUGGAAGCCCUUGACCCAGAAACGAGGCGAGUGGCUGAACUGUUUAUGUUUGAUUUUGAAAUCAGUGGGAUCCAUUUAGACAAAGAAAAGCGUAAAAGAGCAGUGGACCUCAAUGUCAAAAUCUUGGACUUGAGUAGCAUGUUCCUCAUGGGAACCAACGUCCCAAACAAGAUUGGGAAGCACGUCCUCCCGGAACACAUCCGCCGUCACUUCAUCCUCGAUGGUGAACACGUGAUCGUCGACGGUCUGCAUGCCGAGGCACCUGAUGACGUGGUGCGAGAAGCGGCAUAUAAAAUUUUUCUUUAUCCCAAUGGUGGUCAACUGAACUGUUUAGAAGAAUUACUCAGCAACAGAGACCUUCUGGCGAAGUUAGUGGGGUAUUCCACGUUUGCCCACCGGGCUCUCCAGGGAACCAUAGCCAAGACUCCAGAGACUGUCAUGCAGUUCCUUGAGAAGCUAUCAGACCAACUUUCCGAAAGAGCCGUAAAGGAUUUUGAGAUGAUACGAAGAAUGAAAACGAAGCUAAAUCCUCAGAAUGCUGAAUUAAUGCCUUGGGACCCGCCCUACUACAGUGGUGUGCUUCGUGCGGAGAGGUACAAUAUCGAGCCUGGUUUGUAUUGCCCGUUUUUCUCCCUUGGCGCAUGCAUGGAAGGCCUGAAUAGUUUGUUUAACCAGCUGUUAGGGAUUUCAUUGUACGCGGAGCAGCCUGCACACGGAGAGGUGUGGUGUGAAGACAUCCGAAAACUGGCUGUGGUUCAUGAAGCUGAAGGACUGCUGGGAUACAUUUACUGUGAUUUUUUUCAGCGAGCACAUAAGCCACAUCAGGAUUGCCAUUUCACAAUCCGUGGAGGCAGAUUGAAGGAGAAUGGAGACUAUCAGCUUCCAGUUGUGGUUCUGAUGCUGAACCUUCCCCAGUCGUCAAGGAGCGCACCAACGUUACUAACUCCUGGGAUGAUGGAAAACCUUUUCCAUGAAAUGGGGCAUGCCAUGCAUUCUAUGCUGGGACGCACACGUUACCAGCACGUCACCGGGACCAGAUGCCCCACUGAUUUUGCUGAGGUUCCUUCAGUUUUGAUGGAGUACUUUGCAAAUGAUUAUCGAGUGGUUAACCAGUUUGCCAGGCAUUAUCAAACCGGGCAGCCACUGCCAAAAAAUAUGGUGUCUCGCCUCUGUGAGUCGAAGAAGGUCUGUGCCGCUGCUGAGAUGCAACUUCAGGUCUUCUACGCUGCUCUGGAUCAGAUCUACCAUGGGAGGCAUCCCCUGAGGAGAUCAACCACAGACAUCCUGAAGGAGACACAGGAGAAAUUUUACGGCUUACCCUACGUUCCCAACACUGCGUGGCAGCUGCGAUUCAGCCACCUGGUGGGCUAUGGUGCCAAAUACUACUCUUACUUGAUGUCCAGGGCAGUGGCUUCCAUGGUUUGGAAAGAAUGUUUUCUACAGGAUCCUUUCAACAGGGCCAUGGGUGAGCGUUACCGCCGGGAGAUGCUGGCCCACGGAGGCGGCAAGGAGCCCAUGCUCAUGGUGGAAGGUGUGAGGUGGCAGCUCACCUACAAGCACAGUUUCAAUGUGCUGUGUUAG